This is a messenger RNA of Brassica oleracea var. oleracea, 752 nucleotides long. Its product is annotated as type 1 phosphatases regulator YPI2-like. The transcript is spliced from 2 exons. The record is from RefSeq and is a predicted model, not a curated record. Gene Ontology annotation, cellular component: nucleus. Bases 161 to 490 code for a protein of 109 amino acids. NCBI's taxonomy places the organism in Eukaryota, Viridiplantae, Streptophyta, Magnoliopsida, Brassicales, Brassicaceae. Gene Ontology annotation, molecular function: protein serine/threonine phosphatase inhibitor activity; protein phosphatase 1 binding.
AUAAAAGUUUCUCAAUUACGUUCAACAGCGAGCGCCUCUCUCUCUCUCUCUCUCUCUCUCUCUCUCUCUCUCUUUUUUUUUAUCCUUGGAAACUGGAAUAGCUCCGGCCAUCGUAAAAGAUUUCCUCUUCUUCAAGAUAUCAGAAGCUAUAUUUUGAGCCAUGAGCACAGUAGCCAGGCCUUCUUCUUCAGCGACAACCUCUGUCGUCUUAGAAACCCCUGUUUCCCAGUCACAGCCGACAGAAAGAUUAGUGCUCCGGUUGAACAGGAAGAAGAAGAAAGUCUCGUGGAAAGACGGGACAGUUGAUAACGAGUUCAUGCAGAAGAAGAGUUCAAAGAAGUGUUGCAUCUUUCACAAACAGAAGCCCUUUGAUGAGGAUGACAGCGAAGAAGAUGAAGAUAACAACCACCACCAUGAUCAUCAUCAUAACCACGAACACUGCGAAUCUGGUGAGGCCUCAUCGUCUAACGAUUCUAAAGCAGUUGAGUAGUCAAUUGUCAUCAUCACAAUCUAGAGAUAUCUGAAUCCUUGUAAUAAGAUCAUGGGAGACGACUAAUUCUUCUGAGGUUUUUGGUUUUGAUGAUCUUUUCUUCUUCUACCUGACACAGUAACACCUGUUGGGCUUUAUUACUAUAUAUAUGUACAUGUAAUUUGCUAUUGCACUGUAAUGACGUAUGAUUCAUUGCAAUGCUGAUUUAUAACUACUUAAAAGCUGUAUUGACAAUUAUGUGAGAGCAUCUUUUCAGAUAUGA